CCAAAAAAAAAAAAAAAAAAAAAAAAAAAAAAAAAAAAAAAAGAGCUGUGAGCAGAGAGAAAAGAGAAUGGAACAGAUGAGACCAUGAGAGAGAAGGAAGACAUAAGCUUGAUGCCAAAGGGGCAAAUGAGAGCUGGGCUGUUUAUAGGAGGCAGAGCUUCUAUGUAAUGGUAGCAAAUGCCCGUAUUUUCCAAAAGUUGUUAAAUGCCGGGCGGUGGUAGCGCAUGCCUUUAAUCCCAGCACUCGGUAGGCAGAGGCAGGCGGAUCUACAAGAGCUAGUUCCAAGACAGGUCCCAAAGCUACAAAGAAAACCUGUCUCAAAAAAAAAUAAUAAUAAUAAUAAAGUUGUUGGACAGGCAAGAACUGCAGAAAGCAGUUGUGACGACAAAUACCAAAAGCAAUCUUCCCUCUUCUGUACUGCUCUUUGUAUUCUUCCUUCUUCGAAUAUUAAGGUAGAAAUAAAAUGGUUUCCAAAAUAUAAACAUUGAUUUGUUGAUUUUUAAUUUUAAAGUCUUUUAAUGGUUUCAUAUGUGUGUGUUUAUCUAAUGAAUUUUAACCAUCUUGUAUCCCCAUUCCUCUCUUUUACCACCUCCAUCUUGCAACAAAUCCUCCUCUAUUCGUGUUCUAUUUUGUGUAUGACCCGUGAGUUUGGAGUUACUCUUAUGAUCUUGAGGAGGAAGUUAUUUACUGAAGCAUGGGUACCGUUUCAGCGACUGGACCACUGAAGAAAAUGCCCCCACCCACCAACCGCCACCCCCAGCUAACAUUAACUGCCAGUAAUUCCCCCAGGAGAGAGAGGAUCUAGAAUCACCUACAAGACAAACCUCUGGACAAGUUCUCAGUGAAAGUGCAAAGACCUGUUCUGAAUAAGAGUGACAUCAUUCUGGAGGCUGAAAUUCCAGACCAAAGAGGAGCAGGCAAGCAGGGUACCACGUUGGUGAUUCUGCCUCCUGACUAUAAAUGAAGUGAUCUACAUCUACCAAAAAUGAGAAGGAAAAGAAGAAAGGCCUAUAGGAAAUGGAAACUCCUGAAUACUACAGUAUGUACGUCUCAGCCAUCUGGUCAAGCAUGUCAAAAACAUGUAAAAGAUUUUGAAAAGGACAUAAAGGGACACACUUCAGAGGCUGUGUUUCAUCAGACUGGAGCAUUGUGGAAAUCGAAGGCAAAUGGAGACGAGCAUAUAUCUGCUUCUAGAAGUGGGAAACAGAAUUCCUCUUCUCUCCCCAAAGAUAAGAAACAACCUACAUCUGACAGCAAAAUACACAAGAGGAUGGAGAAUGAUGGCCCUCCUCUGGCCAUCUCUCAUCCGCUAGAGGAAGUCUUACCAGUGGCCAUGUUUAAUGACUCUGAAAAAUCAUUAUCGGGCAAAAAUACAACACAGGAUAUUCCAAACACAGUAGAAGCCUUUGAGCCAACAAAAGGCAAAUUUAUUACAGCAGUCAAAUGUGGGGCUUUCAACGUAAAAGUGGAAGCCACAAAAAGCGUUUUCUGUAAAACAGGAGCACAGGUUCCCGUGAAAAAGCGAUGCCCAACAUGUCACCAGCGUUGUUCUGUUCAAGUUCAGAGAGGCUCCAGAUCUUGGGGCCACUUCCCUAAAUACAGUACUGUAUUAGCAGAAGGAUUAAAAUACAAGAUUCCAUCUGCAUGCAAAGGAGAGGUUUCAAGAAGUGAGAUCCCAUCAAUAAACAUAAGCAUUGUAGGUAAAGAAAUAAUGGUUGAAUAUGCAAGUAAAAAAAAGACCAUAUUCAUCAAUGUAUCUCAUCCUAAAAGCAUAGGAGAAUCAGCAAAAUAUAGAAAAAGGUCCUUGAAUCGCACUAAAAAGAAACCUUGUCAGUCUCCUUCACAGUCUGCCGUAAAUCACCCUGAAAACUGGAGGCUUGGAAACCAGAACCAGAGUUCAGACGGUUUGCAUGAUGCUCCCUGGAGUGUGAAUACUGCCCAGAAAGCAAAUUCAGUCAAAACUGUGGUUUCUCCAAGCUCACCUCUCAGGAGAGAGAAAAAGAAACUCAACGUACAGCCUUCUCCCCCAGAUGAUUCUGAAGACAGAGAUUCUGCCACAUCUCAGCAGAAGGUCCUUCAAAUUAUUCUAGACAAUCCCCCAAAGCAACAUUUCUUCGCAGCUGACUCUUGUCUUCCUACCUCAUCUGAAAUCUUAAGGACCACAAGUUUAAAUAAGACGGAGUUAAGUGAAAGGUCUUCUGGGGAUUCUAGGGAUGUGGAUAAAGAGAGGAAAAACAACUCUGAUGUCAGGGAAAAUAUCACCUCAGAUUCCCAAGUACAGCCAUGCACAGAAGAAACAAAUGGUCCCCUAAGUACUAUGGGUGAUGGAAUUCCCAUUCAGGAUGCCUCAGACUCUGAAUUUUGUUCUUUGACUUUUCUGACCAUGCAGCUCUUGGGAGAAGAAGCAGCCAGCAUCAGCUGCAGAGGCAAUAGAACUCGACCAGCAGAAGGUUGUGCUAACUCAAGUUCUAUAUCUUUCCCUGUUAGUGAACAUGUUCUGAACACUUCUCCUUUGCUCAGUUCAUCUCACCGGGUCACCAGACAUUCAGAACUUGUAGAGACUCCUGAGAACACAGUUUCCUUUAGCAAAUACAAUGGGGUUGAGACAGAAGAGGAGAAAGUACAUGGUGAUGUGACUUUCAGAGGCAUUAAUGAGGCUAUGUUACAUAGUGACUCCUCUGCAAACACACAGCUAUUGGAAAUGAAGAGCACACAGAAUCCAAUUGCCAGGCUUGCAUCCUGCAGCAGCCUAACUUCGAAGAGCCAGUGUCGUGAAAAUACACACAGCUCUGUGGAAUUGGAUCAAACAGAGAGCCGUGCAAAUCAUGUAGAGACGACAGCUCUCAGCAGAACCGAAGUGCCAGCCAGGGCCUCCAUAACUGGUGAGUUAGAGCAGAAAGUCAGUACUCAAAAUUGCAGCGAAGUCCCAGUUGAUUCUAACUACCCUGUGGCUAUAAGAGACCCUAGCGAGCCAGCAGAGUAUCUGGAAAAUGGUGAAGAUGACAACUAUCAGGCCCCAACAGUGGUAAAGAGUACAUGCUGCAGGGAUUUUGAAGACCUAACUGGUGAGAAUCAGAAUGAAAUCUGUUCUCAAAUGGACUUGCCACCAGACUCCAUUGAGUCUGUCUGUACAGGACAUGCUACAGAAAAGCUGUUUCUUAUUGAUAAGACACUAAGCAGUGAGACAGCUCCAAACAGUAAUGGAGGUGACAAAAGUCUUGGACUGAAUGACUUCCAACAGGAACCAGCAGAGUGCCAAAGGACUGCAUCAAGAGGAAACCCUGAAGAAAGUGAGAACAAAGGUGACCCCACAGAAGCUUCCUCUCUCCCUGUGGAGGUAUUGCUGUUGUCACAGAAGGCUCUAAAAGACCAGAAUUUGGAAAACAAUAACCCCCGAAAGCUAUCACAAGAAUUGGUUCUAAGAGGUGAAAGAGCCAGUGACGGUUCCCAGGAAGAAGCAAUAGACCAGUGGGCCAGGAGGAGGCAGCAGUUCAAGGAUGGCAAGAGAUGCAGCUCGGUCGGGGGUAGUUCUGUCUUCAGCAACUUCACAGAAGGCUCCAUUACCUCAGAUGAUGCUCCUUCUGUGGAUUUUGGCUUUCGAGUUGAUAUCGAAGAGAAGGGAUUCUACACAGAGAACUUUCAUUCAACAGCAUGGGUUUUCCGGGGUGAUGACGGGAAGCCUGAAGACAGCCCCAGGUGUCUUAGUAAAAAGCCGAGACCAGUAGCUGUUCGAGAGCGAACUGUGAGACUAUUCAAAGGAACCGGAGAUUACCCCUGGGGAUUCCGAAUUCAGUUCUCCAAACCAAUCGUGGUAACUGAAGUGGAUACCAACAGUGCUGCCGAGGAAGCGGGACUCCAGAUUGGAGACGUGGUGCUGUCUGUCAAUGGCACUGAGGUCACCAGUGCUGAACACGCAGAAGCUGUGCACCUUGCAAAGAAAGGUCCAGACAUCUUGACGCUGGUGGUGGGAUCCGACAUAAGCCGCUGUCCCAAUACUCCGUGGCCCACCUGUCGCGGCUACCUGCAUAAGAGGACUCACUCGGGCUUUGUGAAGGGCUGGAGAAAGAGGUGGUUUGUGUUGAAGCAUGACGGCUAUCUCCUCUAUUACAAACACAGAAAGGAUGAAGAGAAGUGGCCACCUCUAGACAUAAUAAAAUUAGAAGGAGCAGAAAUUGACAUUGACAGCAGCUUGGGAAAACCAUUUGUGUUUAACUGUGUACCCCAGUCUGGAAAUAGAGUAUUUUGCUUCUGUGCUACUUCAAACCAAGAGAUGAAAAGGUGGCUUGAGGCAAUGAACAAAGCGGCCCAUCCCAUACGCCAGAGCCACGUCUGGGAAGAUGUUACCCUGCACAACAGUAGCCUCCCACCUCUCGCUAUCAAGCAUCCUGAAUGUCUGGGCCUUCUGCACCAGCUGGAGAGAAGCACAGGGGAGUGGCUCCAGCGCUAUUGCAUUCUGAAGGAUGGCUGCUUGUAUUUCUAUGCUAGCAUUCGCUCUACUCAGGCAUCAGCAGGGGUGUGGAGCCAUCGACUGGAGCACACGUAGUUAUACCACCGAAGACGAUGAUGUCCCUUCUUGGAGCAAGUCUCAGAUGCCA
Molecule: messenger RNA, 4595 nt
Organism: Arvicola amphibius (Eurasian water vole)
Lineage: Eukaryota; Metazoa; Chordata; Mammalia; Rodentia; Cricetidae
Exons: 13
Coding region: 986-4543 (1185 amino acids)
Molecular function (GO): protein binding
Source: RefSeq, a predicted model, not a curated record